Nanorana parkeri is the source of this 1535-nucleotide messenger RNA. RefSeq lists its product as uncharacterized. The record is from RefSeq and is a predicted model, not a curated record. Bases 81 to 1535 code for a protein of 484 amino acids. The transcript is spliced from 9 exons. NCBI's taxonomy places the organism in Eukaryota, Metazoa, Chordata, Amphibia, Anura, Dicroglossidae.
CUGAAGAUUUUCUCUACUGGUUAAAGAAAAUUAAUCCCAAUCUAUUUCCUUUAUCAUCAAAAACUCCAUCAGCAGGAGAAAUGGCAGUCCAGGGUCAGCUGAAACUGCUCUUAUCCCAACCAUGCUGUAAUUGGAACUUGCUGCUUGAAACACUGCUGCAUCCUGAUUGUCUUGUUGCUAGAACUUUGCUGACUGGCUCAAUAAGGGAGACUACGUGUCCAGAAUCAAGCAAUUUUGAAAUAAUAAUGAUGGAAGCUAACAAUAGCAAAGAUUUACCAGAAGCAAUCCUGACCGUUUUUUCUUACUGUACUUUUGUUCCUUGGUCUUUUACUAUCCUGCUGGAAAAAUACAUGGAUCAGGAGCAACUUUGGGACUCCCUCUGUAACGAGACAGCACAUACAAGCAGAAAUUAUGUCAUUGGGUUUUUAAGAAGGAUCCUUGUAAAUUCGGUAAGAGGCACGGUGAAUGAGGUGGCAUCUCUCAUCACUUCCAUUGAGCCCAGAAAUCAUUCUCUGUCUGGUUCACAUCGUAAUGUUGCUGAUAUACUGCUCAGAGCUUUGCCGAAGAAAUUGAGCUCCAGCAACUUGGAUGGAAAAGAGGGAAAGCACAAAGAUUUCACAAGAUUGACAGCUGAAGCGGUCUCUAUUGUUAUCAGCAAGCUACCUUCAGUAAUUGCCUGCUUGCUUCCACCAAUAAAGUAUUUCUACUCUUUCUCUGAAAGAAAGAUAUCAGAACAGUGCUCUGCAGUAAAAAAUAUGGGAAUACUUGUGUGGAACCUAAUUGAAAUUAUAUGCCAUGUACUGAAAGAUGGAAAUUCCACAGAACAGCUGACAGAUACCACCCUGUCUAGAUGGAGCCAAGAGAGGCUUGCUGUAGUUUGCGGGUGCUUGGAAAAGAUAGUCGAAUUCAAGGCUGCUAAUUCCAAGGAUGAAAUACAAAGAGUGCUUGAAGAUCUAGAGAAACGGAAACCUAACUGGAUCGAAAACCAGCUGCUGAAGGCCAAAACUCUAAGCUGUAAAGGUGACUUUGCAAUGCAAGAAGACAGUUCAACAGAACAAGUUCAAGGCAACAGGCUCGAUUUGACUGAGCAGAAAAUAAAUAUGAUGGUACUGGAUAUCUGCCACAAACCAGGUGGCAGCGAGUACCUGAGGCAAAUUCAUCACAUCAUCCAGCUCAAUGAGGUCUACCUGAAUGAGGCAUUGUCUUCCCAACAUUCAGAACAGGCAAAUACACAUUCAGAAGCGUUUGAUUUGACCUUGACCAGUGCAGAGGACCAGCUUUCAUCCUUCAACCCUCUGCAUACAUUCACACUACCUGAUUUAAGUGCUGAGAGUGAGUCUACCACAAUGAAAGAGGGAUGGGAUUGGUCAGCAUUGUUACCACACUGUUUACACAUGAAUCCUGUGACCUUGGGAGGGCUGCUACUGCACAGGUGGGAGACCAAAGACAAAGGGAGUCUAACUGAAGAGGAAAAGGAUGUAUUGAAAGAUUUAAAAGCUUUGAUUUCAAAUAGGAAACAGACUUCCUCACAGUGA